AGAAAUUUAGAAGUUCACUUAGAUUAAACUUCAUUAGAAGUUUAAAAACUUAAAUUAAACUUGAUUAGAAAUUUAAACCAUAAAAAAUUAAUUAUGGUUUUGGAGGCUAAUCUAGCCUCCGUUCAUGCAAUUUCGUUGUUUGUAGUUUUGCUUUGUAUUUGCAUUUUGAUUGGUCAUCUUCUGGAGAAAACACGAUGGAUUAGCAGCACAAUUAUCGACCUUGUUAUCGGUUUUAGCACGGGAGCAAUCAUAUUGUACCUUUCCAAAGGAACAAGUUCGCUACUUUUCAAGUUCGAUGAGCAACUCUUUUUCAAUUAUGUUCUUCCUCCUAUUAUAUUCAAUGCUGGCUUCAAGGUUGAAAAGAAGCAGUUCUUCCACAACUUCACGACAAUCAUGUUACUUGGUGCAAUUGGCACUUUGAUAUCUUUUAUCGUCAUAUCACAAGGUGCUCAGCAGUUGUUUAAACACCUGGACGUUGGCUUCCUAGACUUUGGGGAUUUUCUUGCAAUCGGAGUAAUAUUUGCAGCUACAGAUUCUGUUUCCAUCUUACAGGUGCUUAAGCAAGAGGAGACACCCUUAGUGUAUAGCCUAGUCUUUGGAGAAAGUGUGGUGAAUGAUGCAACAUCAGUUGUACUCUUCAAUGUCAUCCAGAAAUUUAAACUUACUACUACUGUCGUUGGCUCGACUGUUGCACGACAGUUUGUUGGAGAUUUAGUCUAUUUAUUUGUUGCUAGUACCUUCCUUGGUGUCAUUAUUGGAUUGGUUUGUGCAUAUGUAACAAAAAAAAUGUGCUUUGGCAGGCACUCGAGUGAUCGUGAAAUUGCUGUUAUGUUUCUGAUGGCUUACCUUUCCUACAUGAUGGCUAUACUCUUCAAUCUAAGCGGCAUUCUUUCAUCGUUCGUUUGUGGGAUAAUCAUGUCACACUAUGCCUGGCAUAACGUCACUGCAAAUUCUAGAGUUUCCAUUAAGCAUGGUAUAGCUGCAAUGUCAUUUGUUGCAGAAACAUUCAUAUUCCUGUAUGUUGGUAUGGAUGCCUUGGAUGUUGAGAGAUGGAGAUUCGUCCUCCAUAGCCUUGGUACAUGUGUUCGAGUGAGUGCAAGUCUACUAGGGCUUGUACUGGUUAGUCGAGCAGCAUUUGUUUUCCCCCUAUCUUUCCUUGCUAGUCUUACAAGAAGGGGUGCAGCUGAGAAGAUAGGGUUUAGACACCAGAUUCUCAUAUGGUGGGCUGGUCUGAUACGAGGAUCUGUGUCCUUGGCACUUGCUUAUCAUCAGUUUACAACAUCUGCCCUAACUCAGAAGCGCGAGAACGCUAUGCUCAUUACAAGCACAAUAACUGUAGUUAUUUUCAGUACGCUGGUGUUUGGCAUGUUGACUAAGCCCCUGGUUUGGGUUUUGCUACCUUCUUCAAGGAAAGUAGACAACAAUAAUGAAUCUCCCGAACCAACAACAUCUAUGACAACGUUGUUAGGAGACUUAGGUCUACCGUUGUUCAGCAAUGGAAAAGAUUCAAAAGUGAACAUGACAUGUAAUCUAGCUCGUCGAAGCAUCCUGCGAACGUUUAUAACAACCCCAAGUAGCACCAUCCAUUUUUAUUGGCGGAAAUUUGAUAAUUCAGUCAUGCGUCCUGUCUUUGGAGGUAAUCCCGUACGUUAACAAUGGAAUGUACAUUCAUUAGCUGAAUGCAUCAGAUCUGUAAUUAAUUAAUGUGCAUCAUUAAUCUAACAAGAUUUAAUUGAAGGGAGUUCAUGUACAUAUUGUGUAAAGGUUGUACACUUGUAGGCCGGAUUAAUUAGUAACAUAUGGUGGUACACUGGUACAUGUAACAUGGUGUUUAUAUGAUCAUUAUACGUUCGGGUUAUUGUGAGCAAAUUCUCGAUACCUAUGACUUUGAAUCAAUGUAUUGCAUGAUGUU
Messenger RNA from Spinacia oleracea (spinach), 1912 nucleotides. Its product is annotated as sodium/hydrogen exchanger 1-like. Gene Ontology annotation, molecular function: sodium:proton antiporter activity; potassium:proton antiporter activity. The transcript is spliced from 14 exons. NCBI's taxonomy places the organism in Eukaryota, Viridiplantae, Streptophyta, Magnoliopsida, Caryophyllales, Amaranthaceae. The record is from RefSeq and is a predicted model, not a curated record. Gene Ontology annotation, cellular component: plasma membrane. Gene Ontology annotation, biological process: regulation of intracellular pH; sodium ion import across plasma membrane; potassium ion transmembrane transport. Bases 94 to 1653 code for a protein of 519 amino acids.